CUCAGAUCAAAGUCAGAGAAGAAAGGAAAAUGGCGAAAUGGUCAGAGUUGCCAUCCGAGAUCCUCUACUCUAUCUCCCUGAGCAUGAACAACCCCUUUGAUCUGAUCCAUUUCCGGUCAGUAUGUUCCUUUUGGAGAUCCUCUAGCCUCCUCAAAUUUCGACCGAAGACGCCACUUAGAUGUCCUCCUCCCCUAGACUCUGGUGGUUGUGGUGAUGAUUGCCAUAUCUUGAGAAGCCGCAUUUACCUUGUCAAGUCCUCUGAUCGCAACGGUCCUCCUCGAUACUGGCUGUUUAAGCAACUAGAUAAAGAGAACGGAGAUAUAGUUCUACAUAACUUGUUCAUGAGAAGAAACUCCUCUGGGUAUAGAUGUUUGUUUCCAACUUUCUCACUUGACUUGCUCAGCUGCCAAGUCUUUGAGUUAGUUCAAGAACAUAUUGCAUGUUUCAGCGAAUGGUCCGAAAUUUUCGAAUGCGUGUGGAAAGGGGAAGUGCGUAUUGGCUUUAUGAGUUUAAAAGCAGAGAACAACGAGUUUAUGGUUCUAGGGCACCUCACAUUCACGACUCCCGACAUCACCAUGUAUAGAUCAAUCGAUAGGUGUUGGACUGACCUCAAGAUAGCACAACCCGACGCAUAUCUUGAAGGGAUAGUUUCAUAUAAAAGUAAGUUUUACGCCAUAGAUCGCACCGGGAGAACAAUAGUUGUAGAGCCAACUCUAGAGGUGACUACAUUUCAGCGGUCUAGGCCGUGUGAUAAGACAAGGAAACGUUGGCUUCUAAACUCAGGAGACAAGCUCCUUCUCGUGGAGUUGUGCACAGAGAGCCGGUACGAUUUUGUCAUACCUAAUGUCCGUGAGAAGAAUAUAUGGUUCGAAGUUUCAGAGUUAGACGUGGAGAGACACGAUUGGAAUCAAGUGGAAGAUGUGGAUGGUCGUGUAUUGUUCUUGGAGAACAUUUUCUCCUUCUCGUGCUUGGCUACUGAGAUUCAGGGGUUUAGAGCCAACUCUAUAAUCUUUUUGAACCUGUGGGUAAGAGAUAAAAGAGAUGAGAGCAUUCUUGUGUAUGAAUUCGAUGAGCACGGCGUUAGAUCUUUAGAAGAUAUCCCGGAGUAUGUUAAGCUGUUUCCAUCUCCUCCUGGUUGGGUAAUCUCAAAUGCACGAUCUUAAUCAUCUUAUUACAUUCACGUACAUGAUUUCAUUUUUAUGUCUUAAAAUAUUAUUUUGUGGUAACGAGAGGUUAUUUACGAAUUACGCUUUUGAUAUUUAAUCUCCUAUAUAUUAAUUGAGAAACAUUUGAAAAGAUGUAACCUCAAGUUUGUAUUAAUUAAAAAGUAACAUUGCUUAAUUGUCAAUCAAUUAGCAUAUCAAUUAAACUGACGUGGCGGCUUUAGGUUCAAUUGAAAUUUG
Messenger RNA from Eruca vesicaria subsp. sativa (arugula), 1403 nucleotides. Lineage: Eukaryota; Viridiplantae; Streptophyta; Magnoliopsida; Brassicales; Brassicaceae. The record is from the annotation of a GenBank genome assembly.